Messenger RNA from Talaromyces rugulosus, 2916 nucleotides. RefSeq lists its product as uncharacterized. The record is from RefSeq and is a predicted model, not a curated record. Gene Ontology annotation, biological process: nitrite transport; nitrate transmembrane transport. Bases 1 to 2916 code for a protein of 971 amino acids. Gene Ontology annotation, cellular component: membrane. Gene Ontology annotation, molecular function: nitrite transmembrane transporter activity; nitrate transmembrane transporter activity. The transcript is spliced from 8 exons. Lineage: Eukaryota; Fungi; Ascomycota; Eurotiomycetes; Eurotiales; Trichocomaceae.
AUGACCAACAACGCUUUUACCCGCCUUUAUGCGGCUCCUGAGGUCAACCCUCUGACAUACAAGGCAUUGUCCGUGCCUAUUUUCAACCCGUUCAAUCAAUAUGGACGGGUGUUUUUAUUUUCCUGGCUUGGCUUCUUCGUGGCCUUUUUGUCAUGGUUCGCUUUUCCACCCUUGCUGACCGACACCAUUAAAAAAGACCUGAACAUGACACAGGCGGAUGUUGCCAACUCCAAUAUUGUAGCCCUUUCGGCAACUUUGCUUGUACGAUUUAUAUCCGGACCCCUGUGCGAUCGAUUUGGCCCUCGCUUGGUGUUUAUUGGGUUGUUGCUCUCCGGCUCCAUUCCAACUGCUAUGGCCGGUUUGGUUACUACUCCCUCUGGCCUGAUCGCGCUUCGAUUCUUUGUUGGUAUUCUUGGCGCCAGUUUUGUUCCGUGCCAGGUGUGGACGACGGGGUUUUUCGAUAAGAGUGUUGUUGGCUCUGCUAAUGCGUUGACCGCUGGCUUGGGAAAUGCUGGAGGUGGUGUCACAUACUUUGCAAUUCCAGCAGUCUACAACUCCCUCGUGGCCCGCGGCCUUACUGAGCACAAGGCAUGGAGGGUCACGUAUAUCGUGCCAUUUAUUAUCAUUGUCGCAAUAGCACUCUGUAUGAUGUUCACUUGUCCGGAUACACCAACAGGCAAAUGGUCGGAGCGACACUUGAAUGGCGUAGAUACGCCACUUACUAUGGGGAAGCCAGAGCUCGGCUCUCCUGAGAUAAUCCCCUCUGGCAUGGCCACCCCGAAUUCAAUCCUAAAGGCAGAUGCAAAGGUCCAAGGCACCCCGGACCCGGAGUCACAGAUUGACAGCUCCAAGGGACAGGUCUUGCAAGAACUUGUAGUAGCACCUACCUGGCGCGAGACGAUGCAAGUGAUGCUCAGCCUUCCGACGCUGUCCCUUGCCAUGCUGUAUGCCUGCACGUUUGGAGUCGAACUCGCAUUAGAUGCUGUACUGGGUAGCUACUACGCGCACAAUUUUCCUUCGCUGGGCCAGACAAAGUCGGGUGAAUGGGCAGCCAUGUUUGGUUUGUUGAAUGUGGUCUUUCGUCCUCUGGGAGGAUAUGUUUCGGACAUCAUCUACCGCCGCACCAAUUCGCUCUGGGGUAAGAAAAUCUGGCUGUCGUUUUUGAGCGUCGUGACUGGGGCGUUUUUGCUUGCAAUUGGCUUGUCUGACCCAAAGAGUGAAUCUACCAUGUUUGGACUGGUGGCUGGCAUGUCGUUCUUCCUUGAAGCUGCCAACGGGGCGAACUUUGCCCUCGUACCCCAUGUGUACCCUUUUGCAAAUGGGAUCGUGUCCGGUAUUGUCGGUGCGUCUGGUAAUUUAGGCGGUAUAAUCUUCAACAUCAUUCUCCGGUACAAUGGCACGCGAUAUGAUCGAUCAAUCUGGAUAAUGGGUGUCAUCUGCAUAGUAGUUGGCUGCGACAAGACCAAGCCAGUCUGCAAAAGAUGUAGCCAGACCGGAUACCAGUGCGAGGGCUAUGGCGAAGAGCGGAGUUUCGUCUAUGUCAUCCCCACCAGAACACCUCAGUCUCACAAUUCCGAUGGGAAAACAACAGAGGAAAAUCUAAAACAAGUCACGCUCAAGUCGUCCCGGCAGCUUCCCCAGCCGCAGCCUACCAACUCAAUUAAUUCGAGCGCUGCCAAUCGAGUCCAGGUUCUGUCCUAUUUUCUCGACCAUUAUCUUCCGAGUCGGCCGGCUAACCAGCGGGAAAGCCAGACGGCUUUAACUUGGAUCAGGAGUCUUCCGGCGAGUCUUGGGAAAUGGAAUUAUUUGGAUAUGGCAUUGUCGGCAUUGUCUCUGGCCUAUAUUGGAGACAUGCAUCAGAACCAAUCGGUUCUUCGACAGGGGGAGCGUUGUUACGACUCGGCUUUGAUGCGUAUGAGGGCUCGUCUAUCUCAGAAUUCGGUCGAUGAGGGGGUGCUUGCAGCUUGUAUGUACGGAGGUACACAAGGAUGGAUGUUUCAUGUAAAAGGCGCUUGCUGGCUGCUAAAGCUUCGAGGGCCGCCGUCGGAAAAGUCGCCUCUUGACAUGAAUCUUUACCGUCGAAUUCGAGCUGCAGCGCUGUGGGACUCUUAUGGAAGUGGCAAACCGACAUUCCUUGCCAAACCCGAAUGGCGUGGCCUGUCGGACGCGCCAUAUGACCGAUUACUUGACAUCCUAGUUCGUCUGCCUUCAUUGCUGGCCAAAGCGGACCAGAUCGAAUCGACUACGGGUCCUGAAAGUCUUGACAUGUCGACUGCCCAGAGACUCCUUAAAAAAUGCCAUGCACUGCGAGACGAGCUAAUUUUCUGGUAUGCAGAAUUUCAAUCCACGGAAGCAAGCCCUCUAUUUUACCUAGAGCCGGAAGAGCAACAUCCGUACCUUGAACCGGGCUCGGAUUUGCAGGAUGUAUUCCCAGAAAGCGUCACGUUCCAAAACACUUACAUAGCUCAGAUACUACUUCUAUACUGGUACGGCGAAGUGGUGGUGCACUGCGUGAUGUCGCAUAUGCAGAAAUAUAUCCGAGAAGGGCUUCAAAAUACUGCAGUCAAGAGCGAGGAUACAGCAGCAUCAGCAUCACAGCAGGAGAGUUCUCAUGAUGCCAUAGCCAACGUCGAAGCAGUUGGUGAUUAUUUUGCUUCCAAAGUUUGCCAAGCAAUGGCAGGCUGUGGACGGAAUUCUCUCCAAGGCUACGGAUUUCAGAUCGCAAUGGUCCCGUUAUGGGCUGCUCAACAAUUCUUCUUGACACGCUCGACGCGCAAGUACAUUUGGUGCCAGACAGUUCUCGUGAAUUUUAGCACGAAAGGGUUUGUUCUGGCACAGUCAUUGGGAUCUUUACCGCUGAGGCAAUAUCCGGGAAGAUAUGUCGAAACAGUUUCCUCAGCUGAUGAAAUUGUCUAA